Messenger RNA from Elgaria multicarinata webbii, 1914 nucleotides. RefSeq names its product potassium channel tetramerization domain containing 16 (gene KCTD16). Gene Ontology annotation, biological process: protein homooligomerization; regulation of G protein-coupled receptor signaling pathway. NCBI's taxonomy places the organism in Eukaryota, Metazoa, Chordata, Lepidosauria, Squamata, Anguidae. Gene Ontology annotation, molecular function: protein binding. The transcript has 3 exons. Gene Ontology annotation, cellular component: presynaptic membrane; signaling receptor complex; postsynaptic membrane. The record is from RefSeq and is a predicted model, not a curated record. Bases 628 to 1911 code for a protein of 427 amino acids.
ACCACCCAGCUCAGCAACCAGAGCAGCAGCUUGGGUAGGGAAAGGAGAACAGGCAGCUUUCAAACUGCUGCAAGCUUGGACUCUCUCAUCCUGGCUGGGAAACAUGGGAGGCUCUCUGUCCUUACUGAGGGAGAAGAAGGGGCCACCGGGGGAUGCCCCUGAAACGUGUCAGUGCUAUUCUCAGCAUCUGGGCUUUCUGCAAGUCAUCUAAAGCAAGGUCCUCCUGCUGAAAUCCUUCCCUCCCCUAAAGGAUCCUGACCUGGGAUUUAUGCUGGUUUUCUGCCUCGGCUCUUGCUACACAGCUCCACUCCUCCUCAAUGCCCAUUCUGGUUAACUUUCCCCUGCGUGGGUUUUGUACUCUUAUGUUUUGCCUGGAUAUUGCCAAACGGACCCGGCUCAUCUCAGUCCCUUUCUUGCUUUUGGAUGUGCUCGUCCUCCCGGAUUCAACCCGCCUCGGUGCUGAUUUUGGGGCUGCUUAGAAAAUGUUGCUUCUGUUCACAAGAACUGUGUAUGCAUCCGUGUAACCAAGGAGGCUCUUUGAGGAGAAGGGGGACAGGAGCCUUACGGAAAUCUCGGAUGUGAGUGAGAGUCCUGCCCCAACUUGUGGUUGGCUUGUAUAAAAGUACCAUGGCCUUGAGUGGAAACUGCAGGACUUACCUCCCUCCUCGAGAACAAGCGGCCGCUCCACCGUCCUUCCCAGAGGUGAUAGAACUGAAUGUGGGCGGCCAGGUUUACUUCACUCGUCACUCAACUUUAACUGGCAUCCCCCACUCCCUGCUUUGGAAAAUGUUCACCUCGAAGAAAGAGGCAGCCACUGACCUAGCAAAGGAUUCCAAGGGGAGGAUUUUCAUCGACAGAGAUGGCUUCCUGUUCCGCUACAUCCUGGACUAUCUCAGGGACAAGCAGGUGGUCCUGCCUGACCAUUUCCCAGAGCGAGGAAGGCUCAAGAGGGAAGCCGAGUACUUUCAACUCCCGGACUUGGUCAAACUCCUGACUCCUGAUGAGGUCAAGCAAAGUCCUGAUGACUAUUGCCAUAGUGAUUACGAGGAGGUUUCCCAAAGCAGCGACACAAGAAUAUGCCCCCCAUCAUCACUCAUGCCCUCGGAUCGAAAGUGGGGCUUCAUCACCAUUGGCUACAGAGGGUCAUGCACCAUGGGCAGAGAGACCCAAGCAGAUGCCAAGUUCAGGAGAGUCCCAAGGAUUUUGGUUUGUGGCAGGAUUGCUCUAGUCAAAGAAGUUUUUGGAGAAAGUUUGAAUGAGAGCAGAGACCCCGACCGGGCUCCUGACAGAUACACCUCCAGGUUCUACCUGAAGUUCAGACACCUGGAGAGGGCUUUUGAUAUGUUGUCAGAAUGUGGAUUCCACAUGGUCGCCUGUAAUUCCUCUGUGACAGCUUCUUUUGUCAAUCAAUAUACUGACGACAAAGUUUGGUCCAACUACACGGAAUACGUCUUUUAUCGUGAGCCUUCAAGAUGGUCCUCAUCACACUGUGACUGCUGCUGCAAAAAUGGCAAAGGCGAUAAAGAAGGCGAAAGCGGCACGUCCUGCAAUGAACUCUCCACCUCUAGUUGCGACAGCCAGUCGGAAGCCAGCUCCCCUCAAGAGACUGUCAUCUGUGGCCCCGUCACCCGCCAGUCCAAUAUACAGACUCUGGAUCGACCAAUCAAGAAAGGCCCGGUGCAGCUACUCCAGCAAUCUGAUAUCCGGAGGAAAAGCGACCUGCUCCGAACUCUAACAUCCGGCUCUAGGGAAUCCAACUCUAGUAAAAAAAAAGCGGUGAAAGAGAAGCUCUCCAUUGAGGAAGAAUUAGAAAAAUGCAUCCAGGAUUUCCUCAAAAUCAAAAUCCCAGACAGGUUUCCAGAAAGGAAACACCCUUGGCAGUCUGAACUGUUACGAAAGUAUCAUCUAUAGGAG